Messenger RNA from Coniosporium apollinis CBS 100218, 1644 nucleotides. RefSeq lists its product as uncharacterized. Gene Ontology annotation, cellular component: GPI-anchor transamidase complex. The transcript is spliced from 3 exons. Bases 1 to 1644 code for a protein of 547 amino acids. Lineage: Eukaryota; Fungi; Ascomycota; Dothideomycetes. Gene Ontology annotation, biological process: attachment of GPI anchor to protein. The record is from RefSeq and is a predicted model, not a curated record.
AUGGAGGCUGACCAAGAGCCGCCAGGGGCAGUUGGCGCCGUCAAUAUAAAGAAAGCCCCGCCGCCCGAAACAUCAGAGUCAAUAUGGACGAGACGACUGGUCAUCUUGUCCUUCUGGACCGUUGUCCUCUUAUUUGGACUACCAGUAUGGUACAAGACCACGACAGUUUACCGGGCAGCGCUUCCGCUGCAGGCAAUGAACGACUGGGCUGACGGAAAGAUAUGCCGCCCCGUAUUUCCUCUGCGUAUUGCAAUUGAUGCGCCGUCGCUCCCUCACCAAGAUGCGCAGCAUCUACUUCGAACCACACAGCACGCGCUUGAUGAUUUGAACGAGUUCUCUGCCCAUCAUCUACGAUUGCUCCUAUCUGAGCCCUCCACCCCCAGCAAUGCAUCACAGAAGAUGACAAUGGACCUGGACAGCAGCAACUCCGUCUCAAAAGGGCAUCUGCAUGAUGAAGACAUCGCGCUCACUGUCAGAAUGCUGCCUGGUUCGUAUACACCCACCCUCGAUGUAUACUAUACGCCGAAUCAAAUACCUUCUUCAUCUUCUACAUCGUCUCCACUGGCAACGUUUGUGGCCUACGAGCUUCAGAGAGUCUUCGCCGAGGAACAGGCACAGCUGGCUCACUUGCUAUCCUCAAGCGCGACUUCCCAGACUGGACAAGUCAAGUCGCUCUCCAAGGAUGAUGCGGUUCGCCUUGCGCGGCAGACUACCCGGUCAUUCAAGUACGCCCCAACGUAUCAUCUGACGUUCUCGUUGUUUACGCCUGUUGCUGUACCAUCAGCCUGGGAAAUCAGAUCCGCUCUUGAAGAGUACAUAUCGCCACUAUUAGAAUCAUUGUCGCCGAUCAGCAACUUCACCGUCGAUACCCAGGUGCAACUCUACGCCAAGUUCUCGCAUUCCUUCCAUGAGCCAGAGUACGAUACGAGCUUAAAAGCUUGGACCUUGCAGAAGGAAGAACUAAGUGCCUUCGUCAACGCCGCCGAAUGGCCGCUUAGCCCAAGCAUAGGGGUAGGGCCGACUAUCAACUUCGUGCUAUAUGUACCAGCCGAAAACCAAAGUCCACUCGUUGUCAAGGAGACUGGCGGGAGUAGUUGGCUCAUACCGCAGUGGGGUGGUGUUCAGAUCCUCAAUUCCGGCACAUUAAAAAGCACAUUGUCUAGGGAAGACCUGCAGCCAGCUAUGCUUACCUUCUCCCAUCAGCUAAUGUCCCUGCUCGGCGUACCUCAUGCGCCUGUUUCUCUUCCUAUGCGCCUGUCAACACUUACUCGCGUGCGAGCGGCCUCGCUUCUCUUCUCUGCGUCAUCAACGCUUGGCUCACUCGCUCGGCUCACUCAAGCUCUGCAAUCCAUCGCUAUCCCGGACACUGUUGCACAGGCUGUCGAUACAACCAUCGAGCACUUAUACCGGGCUUGCAACGAGCUCCGCGAAGGCAGAUUUGCUACCGCAUUAGAGAGCGCCAGGAUCGCCGAGGCAGAAGCUGAGAAGGCGUUUUUCGAACGAUCAAUGGUCGGACAAGUGUACUUCCCGGAUGAGCACAAGGUGGCCGUUUAUCUGCCUCUCCUCGGCCCUAUUGCCGUGCCAUUGGUCAUGACUGCGAUAAAGGAACUCAAAUCGACAUACAAGAGAUGGAGGGCCGCCUGA